AGCACGGGAUGUCGCCGGCUUGGGGAGGAGUCGCGUUGUGAUUGGCUGAUUAGGGCGCGGCGGAGACGGCCGAUUGGCCAAUUUCAAUCUGGAGGCGGCGAUUGAGUGAUUCGAAUGGGCGUUCGGGCGGCAAACUUCCUGAGGAGAAAGAACGGGAUUCCCCCCCCCCCCAAAUGGCGCCGAAGAGGCGGCUGCGGAACAGCGGCGGGCAGGAUCCCCCUUCGAAGGUCUUCAUCAUGGAUGAAACAGUAGCUGAAUAUAUUAGAAGAACCGUGCUGCGAAUACCACGUUCAGAAACAUCCAAAAUGCUGGCUUCAUGGGGUUUUUUGUCCGAGACUCAACUUCAAUCUUUAAAAAUUCAUCAUGUCAAGGACAAAGUAUCUGAAGCAGUUGUUGAACUUUGUGAGGAGAACCAGGCAACUAUCAAAGAUGCAGCAGAGUUAGACUUAAUUUACAACUACACCUAUCAAGACAAAAAUACCUGGAUUGUUUACCAAAUGACUAGAGAAGAUGAUGAAGAUGCAGUCAUUUUUAACUGGACAACUUUCAAAAAGAAAUUUAAAUGCACUGUUCUAUCUGUUUUGAAAAAUGCAACUAUCAGCUUUAAAGAAUAUGAAGACAAUGCAGUGUGGAUUCGAAUUGCUUGGGGAACUCAAUAUACAAGGCCUAAUCAAUACAAGCCAACCUACGUAGUUUACCAUUCACAAACACCUUAUGUCUUCAUAACCAAUUCUAAGGUUAAGAGAAAUAACACUUUACUUUUUCAGGCUCUGUUGGCUGCUACCUGUUACAAAGACAUCCAUGAAAUGGGUCUCCGAAACCAUUGCUUAGAGUCUCUUAAAGUUAUUUUGUUUAAAAGAUUUUCCCAGAAUUUUCAGACACAUCCUCUUCGCCCCCUACAAGAAAAAAACAGUGACCUGGAAAAUGUUGAUCCAAGGAUAAUACUUGAAGAUAAACAUGAAAAGGAGAGAAUUCAAAAAGUUAAUCGGGAAACUUUUGGUGAUGGUCCUCAACCAAAAUUAGAACACGCGCAAUACAAGCUUGAAACAGUGUUUAAAACUGAAGAAAGAAGCAUCCUGAAUACUGAUCAGCCAUUUAGAUGUACCAUCAAGUUUUCUAGUCCUCAUCUUCUAGAAGCCCUUAAGUCUCUAGGGCCCUCUGGAAUAGCAGACGCUCCUCUUUCACCACUACUCACCUGCAUCACUCGAAAAGCCAGGAAUUAUUUUAAAAUCAGAGAGAAAAAAGAUGAUCUUUCACAAACCAAUAAUACCUUUCAAGUAAAUUAA
Molecule: messenger RNA, 1286 nt
Organism: Thamnophis sirtalis
Lineage: Eukaryota; Metazoa; Chordata; Lepidosauria; Squamata; Natricidae
Gene: CENPN
Product: centromere protein N
Biological process (GO): CENP-A containing chromatin assembly; chromosome segregation
Cellular component (GO): nucleoplasm
Source: RefSeq, a predicted model, not a curated record